AUGAGUAUGAUGCAAUCGAAUGUCCUGACAUUGAGGACCGUCAAGAAAGGUGGUAACAAUGUGCUCACAAUUGAAAGUGAUAGUCUCAACCAGAGGACAACUCCCAAAUCAAAUGACUCAAGAACUCAAAGACAUCAAAGCGUUUCAGCUCCAGAAAGCAGCAAGAUCUAUAUCGAUGAACCCAUUCAGCUAACUUCCGGAUUUCAUGAUACAAGAAUAUCAAGCGCUCUCGUCAGUGUUGAUUUACAUGCUUUACCAGGUGCUAAGGAAGGUGAUGUUGCAGAGCUUCAAGCUUUAGAUGGAACGAGGAAAAAGCUAUUAUUCAUUGUGAAAAAAAUGAAUGACGAGCUACUGAGGAGAUCUAAAAAUGUUCAUGUCUCUUUGCUAUCAGGAACACUGCAAAGUCUUUUGGAUAUCUCUUCAAGAAGCCCAGUGAUAGUAAGGUUGAAAGAUAAAGCCGAAGUGGAGAUUGAUUUAGUUGAGAUCCAUAUCAGAGAUAUUUGCUUGACAAGAGGUGACAUGUGGGAAAUAUCAUCUUUGUUGAAUAAUACCUGUGUUUAUAAAAACCAGAGGUUGACUUUUGUUGAAAGUAUACGAUGCAAUGUUAGUGCCAUUUUCAAAAAUGGUAAAAAAGUGUUUUCAGGUUACAUUGGAGAGAAUACCAAAGUUGUCUUUAGAUCAGAGUCUGCAAAAUUGGUGUUUUUGAUCCAAAUUACAGAGGAAAUGUAUCAUUUUGAGGAAGAUGGGGAAAUAAUGUUCCAUAAAGUUGUCAAUUCUUUGUUCCCCAAGAUCUUUAAGAAAUGGAGAGAUGAAGGGACGCACCAUUUGGUAACAAUUGUCUUUGCUGCUAAUGUGGAUUUAUCUGAUGAAUCUUGGAUAGAUCUUAAAGAGGGUGAAAGACCCACAAAUACUCGUGACUAUUAUAGAGUUGUUGUGGAUCAGGUUAAUAUAGUUCAUUGGAAUGAGAUAAUGAUCUCUUUGAGAUAUGAGUUUGCCAACUUUAGAAAAUACAUUUUAGAAAACCAAUUGAAAGAUGGUGCAAACACAAGCAGCAGGUUUCUACCAACCAUCAAAUCGGACAUUUUAAAUACUAUUAACUUAGCCACCACUCUGGUUAUUGAUAGAUUUAGAGACCCUGAUCUAAGGCACACAACCACACAUUUCAUUAUAAUAAGUCCAGGGAAUGGAUUAUAUGAUGUUAAAUAUGAUGACUUGUUGGAAACUGGUAAAAGAUUGCUCAAUACUGAAAUUUCUGUUGAUAUUAUCUGUUUAUCUCAACCUGCUUUACACGUGACACCAUUAUUUAGAUACAGAGAUGAUAAUGGUUCUUUACACCAUUGUGUCCCAGGCUGGAUAGAUAUAUCAUUUUGGAAUGAGAAAUCUCAUAGAACAACUCAAUGGCUACCAAGGUGUAAAAUAUAUGAGCUACAAAUGAUGGGUGUCAUGGAAAAUGAAAUGAGUGCUGUUACUGUGGAACAUCUAAGACCCGCUGUGAGCUCGGAUGCAAAUUCAGUAGUAGAGGUGAUGGAUCAAUAUGACAAGGACAUUUUCAGUGCAAAUAUUGUACAAAUGCCAGUGAUAUCCCGUGGCAGUUCACUAAGAACAUUGCAACCAAAAAAGAAACAAUCAAGUUCUGCGCUGCUGUGGACAGUGUCAAAUUCCCCAGCAACCAAAGCCCAACCAGUUACAACAGCAGCUCCAACAUUUAGUGUUUCAAGAAGUGCAAUAAGCUCUUUGCAAAAGAUCACUAAUCCUAUUAUGGAACAUAAACUGGAAUCCAAGAAGUCUGAUGUUUCUUCAAUAUUCUCAAGAUCUUCAUCUACCCCAAAGGAGAUACCACAGAGACCCACAUCUGCCCAGUCAUUACAUAUGAAAUUACCAUUUAAUCAAUCAUCCAAACGGAAAGCUCAGUUGUCAAGCUCUCCAAAUUCCACAAAUUCUCAUACAGAGAAAUUGACUUCAUUAGACACUUUGAAGACUGUCAUGUGGACAGAAGUUGAUAAUCCAUCACAAGUAAUGGGUAUUCAAAGUUUAAAGAACCUCAGUGUUGGCAAAUGGCAAGAUGUUUUCCCAAAGAAUGUCAGAAGAAGGGCAAUAAAAUGGAGAUCUUUAGUUUCACCUUCGGAAUUACCAAUCACAACACCUUUAUUUCCAACAGUGUCUGAUUUUGAGUCAAACUUUACUUUCCAAACUCACACCAUCUCACUGAGUGCUGAUAAUGAAAAGUACAUGAAUGCAAGUGAUUUAAUGAGAGAUAUGAUUCAUUUGAGAUUAAUGUUAGGGUUCCAAAUCUGCCACGGUCCAAAUGUUGUCAAAGUGGAGAAUAAAAGGCAAUCAGAAGGUAAUGCAUCAUUGUUGAUGAAGUAUUUACCAAACUCUAGUUUUUCUGGUAUGAGAAUUUAUUUAUCUCUGGAUGAGGAAAUUCACAGAAUUUCAUGUGAUUAUGACGGUUCAAUCAAUGUUCAAAGAUAUCAUAGAACUCAUAAUGAAAACAUGUUUCGUGAUAUUGCCAAUUGUGUUUUGAUUAAGACUAGAUACCAGCUAAAUUAUGAACGUUAUGAACCUGAUCCUCAUGUUGUUCAACCAAGAACCUUCAAUUGGAAUCAAUACGACCAAUUGUUAGCUGGUUAUGAUGAUGUCAUGGUGAAAGAUAAUAGGACUUUGAAUAGAGUCAAGUUUGUUUUGCUACCAUCUGAAAUUCCCAAAGGUACUUAUUUAACUGCUCAAAGUGAUAAGCAAGAACAACUUAAUGAGGAAGAAACUAGAGUUGAAGGCUUGCGUAAAUUAAUUUCAACACUACAUCGUGGUACAUUUUUACCUGAUAACACUACAAGAAGAUCCAAAUCUAAAAAAGAGGAAAUCUUCCCAGAAAUUAGUUUUUACACAGGUAAUUUGGUUUCAUUUUUGAAAGACCAAAAUGUAAUGGUUGAUAAUUCUUCUAUCAAAGCGGAACCAAACAGCUCUGAAUUGUUGAAUAAAGAUUUGGCAAUUGGUGAUUUAGCACAAAGGCUUCAAGGAACUAAUGGGAUCAAGCUUAUUGAUAGAAGAUGGCACUGGAAAGUUCACUCAAAUUGUUUCUUAGGUUUAGAGUUGGCUAGUUGGUUGAUUGAAAAUUUUCAAGAUAUUAAUACAAGAGAAGAAGCCGUACAGUUUGGUAAUUACUUGAUGGACCAAGGCUUAUUUAUUCAUGUGGAAAGUCGUCAUAGAUUCUUGGAUGGCCAUUAUUUUUACCAGAUAUCUUCACAAUAUAUAGUGGAUCCAAAUGCUCCAAGCUCUAGUGAAAUUUUAAGGGGUCGCUCAAGAGGUGGCUCAGUUGGAAGUAAAAAUUCCAAAUUUUCAAUGACUCCUGUUAUUGCUCCACAAAGCAGUACAACUGAAGAUUCGUCAUCAUUGAAAAAGACUAAAUCAGAAUCUUCAGAGAUGCAAAGGAUAUUAUCUCAACCAGGACAGAAAACAACUUAUGUCUUGAGUAAAUCUUUAAAAUUUGAUAUUGAUCCAAAUAGAAAUUCAUACAAGAGAGAAAUUGUGACUGUUCACUAUGAUACAGUUCAUAAUCCAAAUCAUUGUUUCCACGUUAGAUUAGAAUGGCUAACUGCAACACCUAAAUUGGUUGAUGAUGUUAUUAAUGGGUGGUCGAGAAUGUGCGAUAGAUAUGGUUUGAAAUUAGUUGAAACACCAUGGAACGAAUUAUGUGAGAUACCAAGAUUGAGCCCAUUCCAUUCAUUUGUUGAUAUUAAACUAGCUAUUAAUCCAUGGGAGAAAAAUGAAUUUUAUGAUCAAGAGAUUAUAGAAAAGCACAGGUUUUUCUAUCAUAUCUAUUUGUUGGAGUUUUCAGGAUUUUUGUUGGAUAAUAGAGCCUCAUUAUUCUUUCAAAAUGAAGAUGAUUUGGAAGUUUUGUAUUCAUGGGGUAAACCAAGUUUCAAGUAUGCUCAAUAUAUUCAUAGAACUGGUGCUUACAUAGCAGAGAUUAGAGAUACAGGGGAUUUAUUUUUAGCACCAAACAACUCGCAUAUUUCAAGAGUUAACGUUGGUAAUAUUAGCUCACAACAACAAACUCCAAGUUUUGUUUUAGAUUCACAGAAAAUUAUGUUGGAAUUUAGAGCAACAUGUCUCGAUGCAAAGAAGUUGAGAGAAAUAUUUUUGAGUGCCAAAAAGAAAUGGGAUAAUAGAGAUAGAGCUGAUAGUUCCAUAUUAAGUCCAAUUACUGAUGAAUUAACUUUGUGA
This is a messenger RNA of Hansenula anomala, 4224 nucleotides long. It is a transcript of the gene IML1, whose product is annotated as GTPase-activating protein IML1. Gene Ontology annotation, cellular component: GATOR1 complex. The record is from RefSeq and is a predicted model, not a curated record. Lineage: Eukaryota; Fungi; Ascomycota; Saccharomycetes; Phaffomycetales; Wickerhamomycetaceae. The transcript has a single exon. The coding region runs from base 1 to 4224 and encodes 1407 amino acids. Gene Ontology annotation, molecular function: GTPase activator activity. Gene Ontology annotation, biological process: positive regulation of autophagy; intracellular signal transduction; negative regulation of TORC1 signaling.